Messenger RNA from Triticum aestivum (bread wheat), 1611 nucleotides. RefSeq lists its product as uncharacterized. Lineage: Eukaryota; Viridiplantae; Streptophyta; Magnoliopsida; Poales; Poaceae. Bases 125 to 1258 code for a protein of 377 amino acids. The transcript is spliced from 2 exons. The record is from RefSeq and is a predicted model, not a curated record.
CCGCAAUUCGAAACAGGAACCGACAUUCCCCUCUCCUCUCCCCUCUCCCCUCUCUCUCUCUCUCUACAUCCGACUCCAUGCCUAGCACCGGCGAGCUGUGACUGCCUCCCUCACUCAAGCUCGCAUGGCCAAGCUCGCGCAGUCCUCCUUCGCUCUCGACCUCCUGCGCCGCCUCCUCUGCGCGCACACCGCCGGCAAUGCGGCAGGCGGGGGCAACGCCAACACCGUCCGUGCCGACGUCGCCGCCCUACGGCGCGGCGACGAUGCCGCGGCGCGGAAGGAGGAGGAGGAGGGGGCGACGGCCAGGAGCCCCUGCAUUGUGGCCAGGCUGAUGGGCCUCGACGCGAUGCCGACGCCGGCGCGCGACCAGCAGCAGACGCUGCGCCGGAGCCGCUCCGCGAGCUCGGCCGAGGGCUGGUCGUCGCCCACGCCGUGCUGCUUCGGCGACGCGCCGCGGCGCAGGGUGGCCAGGACCACGUCCGCGUCCUUCCGGGACAGGCCCACGUACCUGAGGCGGGAGAACGACGAGUUCCUGCUCCUCAGCUUCAGCCCGGACGACGACGGCAGCGACGACCGCGACGCGGCGGGGUGGCCCAGAAGCGACGACGACGCGGAGAGCAGGCGCGGCAAGAGGACGGUGGACGGCGACGGGGCCAAGAAACAGAGGCGGGGGCGCCGGAGGCUCCCGCGCCGGCGGCGGCGCGGCGACGAGGAGGCCGAGUCGGAGCAUGCCCGGAGCAGGAGGCCGGCCGCGGCAUGCGGCCUGGAGAACUCGAGCCCGGUGUCGGUGCUGGAGGCGGGAGACGGGCAGGAGGAGUCGUCGACGACCACGACCACUUCGUCAUCUUCAGUGGAAGAAAUGGAGCAUGCAGAGCCGUGCUCGCCGUGCUCAGAUGGAGGCGAAACCCUGCUGGCGCCGAGCCAGCAGCAGCAGAGAACAAGGAGGAAGCUACUGCAAGCCGAUUCCGACAAUUUCGGUGGCAACCCACGCCCAGCAGCGGCGAGCUCCUCCUCCUGUGUCUUGAAAUGUUCAGACAGGGAUAGGAGGGACAGGAGAGUGGUGAACAAGGCAGAGGCUACCGGCCGGGAUGCGACCGGCAUUUGGCGAAUCAUCUGCAGGAUGGUUGAGCAAGAUAUAUGCGGCAUGCAGUGGCAAACCAUGGAUAAUGGCAACAUUGCAGCGGAGAUGGCGUCAGAGAUCCUUGAUCAGCUCAUAUGGGAGCAAACAGCUGAGCUGGUGCAGCUAACUCUGGUCUGAAUAACUGUACAUGGUUACCCUUUCUGCUCUUCCAUCUACAAGAAGCAGCCAAAAUCUUCAGAAUAGUGAACAAGAUGAAGCUGUCGGCGGCUCCGGAUGCGAAAACUCUCUUGUUAAAGAAGCUGAUGAUGACGAUGAUGCCAACAACAUUAAGUGAAUAUCCAAGUUGGAGAUAUAUAUAUGUUCAGUGAUCCUUGACCCUGAAAGUCUCAAGAACCUGAAGGCUGCUCCUCUCCAUACAGCCAUGCUAGUGUGAAACUGUACAUGUUUUUCCUCCCUAUUUCAGCUCCAUGUAUGUACUAGUAGCCCCUGAAUGAACAACCUAACAAUAUAUUAUGAGUUAGUUGACAUAA